CAUUCCAAACGCCUGAUGAAUAAAAACGUUCGUUGGCCCAGGAGCGUGCGGCGCGUGGCAGCGCGCGCGGAGCUGCCGCUCGGGAGCGGCUUCGAGGGCGCAGAGCGGCGGUUGGAGUGAGCCGGAGACAGGCACCUGUCCGGGCAGCCCGCCCGCGCCGCCGGAAGGGAAGGACCCAGCCGGCCACAGCUCCGGACCGGUCUCCAGUCCCGGAAGCGGGACUAUGGCGGCGCCGUGAGAGCUGCGGCCCCCUCGCCCGCGCGGGCCCCGGGCAGCAUGACCUGCGUGAAGAUGACCUGCUUGGAAGUACCUGUCAUUGAUGUCCAGAAUGAUAACUUCAAAGAGCUGUGGCCGUCCAUGCUCCUGGCCAUAAAAACCUCUAGUUUCAUAGCUGUUGACACGGAGCUUAGUGGUCUCGGAGCAAGGAAGAGUCUGCUAAACCAAUGUAUUGAAGAGAGAUACAAAGCUGUCUGCAGUGCUGCCAGAACACGCUCUGUCCUGUCUUUAGGAAUCGCUUGUUUCAAGCAGCUCCCAGACAAGUCUGAGAAUACGUACCUCUCCCAAAUCUACAACCUGACCCUGCUGUGUAUGGAGGAGUAUAUCAUUGAACCUCAGUCAGUUCAGUUUCUGGUGCAACAUGGCUUUGACUUCAACAAACAGUACUCGCAGGGGAUUCCGUACCACAAGGGCAAUGACAAGGGCAAUGAGAACCAGAGCCAGAACGUUCGUGCUUUCUUCUUGGAGCUGAUCCGAGCAAAGAAACCUCUCAUUCUGCACAAUGGUCUGAUAGAUCUGGUGUUCCUGUACCAGUGCUUCUACGCCCACCUCCCUGAUAAUCUUGGCACCUUCACUGCUGACCUUUCGGAGAUGUUCCCAGCUGGGAUAUACGAUACCAAAUAUGCUUCUGAGUUCGAGACCCGCUUCGUAGCCUCCUAUCUGGAGUACGCCUACAAGAAAUGCAAACGAGAGAAUUGCAAGCGGAAGGAUUCCAGCAGCCAGCACCUCUCCAUCGAGUUUUGUAACUACCCCGCAAGCAUGUCUCCAUACAUAGACUAUCGCUACUGCUCCGUGGCAGACACUGAUCACAAUGUGGCAGAUACAAAUAAGGUCCAAGUCUGCGAAACAUUCUCGGCCUACGGCUGGUGUCCCAACGGGGUGAAGUGUUCCCGGUCUCACAACAUCGACCUCAUUAUCGACGAGGAUGAGAAGUUUAAAGAGGAGAAGCGGAAGAAGCGGAAGCAGAGGUGGAGGCGCCGGAAGAAUGCAGAGGAGUCCGUGAAAGAGUCUGAGCAGGGAAGUCCGGGAAGGGGGAAGGACAUGGAGGUGGCUCAGAAUGGGGAGAACGAGCCUCCCCGCAAACAAAGCUGCCCUGGCAGUCUGGCUGCUGAGAUGGUCCCUGCUCGUGCAGAGCCAGCAGGGAACGGUUCCAGUGAGGAGGGCCCCUUGCUGGAGGUGGAGAGUUCGAUUGACAUGGACCGUGAGCCUGGCUCUGACAGUGCCACAGACGUCAAGAUGGAGGAUGAUCUGGGGGGUGCCACAGACCAGGCGAGCAGCACUCACCCAGCUGCCCCCCCAGUAGAAACAGACGUCAGUCUCGCUGCCAGAGGAAAUGCCUUGGACAGCGGCCAAGUGAAAGGGCAGCAGGUGGGCACUGAUGAGCGAGGCUCAACUGUCCACCCACAGAGCUGUUCUGAAACUAAAACCCCCUCCUCUGCCAGGAAGCACACGGCGUCCCAGGAGAGCCGCUCGGAAGGGGGCAUCCACCGAGCUGGCUUUGAUGCCUUCAUGACUGGCUAUAUCAUGGCCUACGUCUGGAUGCUUAAGAAAGGGGAGGGCAGCGACUCCGGCUCUGGGCCAUGGCUGCCAGACUGUCACAAUAAGUUGUAUCUCAGUGGGAAAUCGGUGCCACUUCAGAUAGUGAAGAGUUUGUUUUCUAAAUCCUCCAAAGCCCACAGCCAGAAAAUGAAGCUGGCCUGGGCUAGUGGCUAGAACUGGGAGACUCUUGUGUUUUCCUCCAGCACUUGGAGGCUCUUCACUUGGUACAUGAAGAGUUUAGCAGGAGGGGAGCAAGUUCUUAGUCGUCAUGUUUUAUUUCUGUACAAUUAAAUUGCACCCUACCUGAAUUCCCACAUGAUCUUCCUUACCCAGGGGCAGCAGCGUUGUGGGUCCGAGACCGCAUUGGCUGGCUCCUGCUUUUAGGGGGGUGGGGGCUCUGUUCUAACAUUGCCAUGACUUUCACCAGUUAGAUGGCCUGGGGCUGCAUCUUUCAAGAACCACAGCCUAGCUCAGAGCUCCCUGGGGUAAGGCGGCCGGCCGGCCUCUCUCUUCGCAAGGGGAAUAGAGGAAGAGGGAGGCCGCUUUAGCUAAACCCAUUCUCGCCGGUGAGGGGGCAGUAAGAGGCCAGAAUUGUGACUCUAGUUUCCAGAGGUUUGGAUUCCCUCGUAAGGGCAGAGAGAAGGAAGGACACCCCAGCUCCCAUAUUGCUCAUGGGUGGGGGGGCUAGUAUCUUCCCACCUUACGUGGUGUGUUCCCAGGGGCUGGCAGUUUGCUGCUAUCCCAUUUCUCCUCCCUGGGGGAGGUGAUUUUUCACCCAGGACAAAGGGAAAGGGGAAGCUGUUCAAACAGGCAGGGACAAGGUGGGGCUGACAGGGCCCCUCUGGCCUGAGCUCCCCAACCACUCCCGCCUCCCCCCACCCUGAGUAUUCCCUGCUCUGCAAAAAAAUUCUAAUGCGGAAGUGUUGGGAAUAACUCAUGGGAAAGGAACUGGGGAUUAGGAACCCCUUGACCAAGUGACCUGCUUUCCUCUCAUCAUCUUACCUUAAUUCCGUAGCUUCAGAGGGAAGAUGUUUAACGCUAACAUUCCUACAACAAUACUCAGUCUUCAUGUGGAGUUCAGAGCACUUUAAAAUACUGCUCUUCCCCCGAAAUGUUAAUGUCAGGGUAAAGCUUCCAUGCAGCCUGGAGGCAGAGAAUAAGGGACAGGCACAGUACACAUUCUCCCAACUCUGCCAAGGUAGGGCUUCAUCGCUGGGUAGGGAUGGCACAAUCACCACAGCAUGUCUCCUUGAGCCACCCAGGGGCUUCCUGAAAAUCCUAUAGCUAGUAGGACCCUUUAUCUUGCUGUAUGUGCUAGUUAAUGCCUGUUUUGGCUGAACCAGUGAUGCUCUGACCUGUUCCUGAUCUAGCCUUGAAUAACUCCAACGUAACCCCUCACAACAGAGAGUGGAGGCUGUUCU
Molecule: messenger RNA, 3236 nt
Organism: Mauremys reevesii (Reeves's turtle)
Lineage: Eukaryota; Metazoa; Chordata; Testudines; Geoemydidae
Gene: TOE1
Product: target of EGR1, exonuclease
Exons: 8
Coding region: 277-1989 (570 amino acids)
Biological process (GO): snRNA 3'-end processing
Cellular component (GO): Cajal body; cytoplasm
Molecular function (GO): 3'-5'-RNA exonuclease activity; metal ion binding; snRNA binding
Source: RefSeq, a predicted model, not a curated record